Messenger RNA from Pan troglodytes (chimpanzee), 8506 nucleotides. Its product is annotated as interferon-induced very large GTPase 1. Gene Ontology annotation, molecular function: GTP binding. NCBI's taxonomy places the organism in Eukaryota, Metazoa, Chordata, Mammalia, Primates, Hominidae. The record is from RefSeq and is a predicted model, not a curated record. Bases 149 to 7432 code for a protein of 2427 amino acids. The transcript is spliced from 2 exons.
GGAUAAACUCAGUUUCCUGUCUCACAUAAGGGGCCAAAGCCUGGGGUGAAGCUGUACGUCGGCAGCCCCAGCCCUAGAAAAGGAACGUACUCUCCAUGCACAUCUCUCUGGAGCAACCUGAAGACAGGAUCUUGGCCUCAGGACAGCCAUGGCCACAGGAGAGCACACCCCUGAUGACCCUCUGCUCAGAGGCAAAAGGAGGCAAGACCUCCAAGAGAUGCUGAGAGAAGUGGGCCUGGAUGUUGAGUACUGGUUACCCAAGCUGCAGGAACACCUGGGUGUGACCUGUGCCCAGGCCUUACAACACCUAGACAAAAACAACCUCAAGAAGCUGAAAUCCCAGACACAACAUCCAUGGGAGAAAAGAGCCCUGGAGAAGCUGCUUAAUCUGUCACACUCAAAAAGUCUUUCAGUGUUACAGGAGUCUCAGGUGGAGAGGGCAAAGAGAAAGCAGAAGCAGGCAGAACAGGCACUGCAGGAGCUGAGGGACUUGCUGACAGAAGGGAAGCAGAGACAGGAAGAGGCAGUGAGGACAAGAGAAGCAGAGCUGAGGCAAGCAAUGGACAUCCCUGAAGAGUACUGGCCAUCCCCUGAAGAGCCUCUAAGAGAAGUCAUGGAAAACCUGCAGAGACAACUCAACCUCAUGGAGUGGACACUGUGCCACAGGCAAAACCUUCCAGAUAGAGAUGUGGUGAGAUGGGCAUCUGGAGGGCUGGCCCUCCAGGGUAUUUACAAAGCCAGCCACCAAAGGGGCCUGACAGAGAAGAGAGAGGAGUUGCUCAGUGUCCCCAAAGAGUUCUUACUUUUGGGUCCUCAGCAAGGAACACAAAUGAAAACAAAGGAAUUCACAUCUCCUCAGGCUGAAUUCAUGUUUACCCAGAUGGUAGAGAAGCUGGGCUUUAGUUUAACUACUUCAGCCAAGGACGGAAAUUGGGGGUUUAGUCUAGAAGCUGGUUUGGAUCACAGCAAACAUCCAGAAUCCAAGGAAACCCAACAAUCAAGUUCUGAGAAUUCUUAUUUCUGCUCAACCAAGUUCAGCUAUAUCCCCCUGGCCUCCUGCCAUUUUCCCAUUGAUCAGCUCCAGUUAUCCAAGCCUGCUGUCCAGGAAUUGAAAUGCAUUGAAGACCUUCUGAGUCAGACAACAAACCCAGACAGAUUCUCUUUGCUGAGGCACAGGAUCAUAAACUUCUUCCACAGGUUUGGCUCUCAUGUUAACCAAGGCCCUCUGCACCUGGGAGGAAUCUACUGGUGGAAAGCCAUUUCAGAGGGUUAUUGCACGGAGCAGUUGGCAGAAGUGAGGCAGCAGUCUGCAGAGGCCCUGGACAUUUUCAUAAGGGACAGCUACAGUGGCUUUGGAGUGAAAGUUGCUGCAGGUGUGAAUGUUUCAGACUCUCAUUCGAAGACAGCCACUCAGACCAAAACUUCCCAAAACCUCCAAACCAAGGUCCAAUUAUCUGUGGCCCAAACAGGUGGCCCACCAGAAGCAGAUGGCCUUGUCCAGUGGAAAGCUGGCCUCAUUGCCAGCAAUCAAACCUGGUGUGUCAUUGACCGCGGGCUUCAGUUGGUGCCAGUUUGGGACAUUAUCCUCUCUAGCCACAGAAGCAAUUUUAAGAAUCCUCUUCAGGUGGCUAACUUCCUGAAAGACAGCUACACUGCUCUGACUAGCAUCACUGCCCAGAUCCAGAAUGGGGAAGAGUUACUGAGUGCUGGGAAGGAGGCCAGGGUUUUUCUAGAGGAUGUAAAAUCUUGGGAGGUAUCUGAUCCUGAAGAGCAACUUAAAAAACUGAUAAAUUUCAUGAAAAUGUUGAGUCAAAAACUAAAAAGUUAUGACACUUGGAUUAAUAUAUGUCUCACAGAUUGGAGUCUGCAGAAUUUUCUAGUAAACACCAUCAACUUUUGCAAAAAGUCUUCCAUUUAUAAAACUAAAUGUAUUAAAUCUCAUUUGCGCAGCCUUCUGGAUCCUCACAUCUACAGAGUGACAAACUUUCCUCAGGCUCACUUCAUCAUGCAGUGGAUCUUCCAGUCAGAUUCAGAGCAGGAGCAGGUGAAUAUUUCCCAAUUUUCUCAAUUAAUUGAGAUCUUAAAAGAAACCCAGAAUAACCUCAUGGAAGUAAAGGUCAAAUCUGAGUCCCCAGAAACAGUGGAGGAAGCUCAAAGAAAGUCCACUUAUGAGGUCAGCUUGGCUCUCAGCUGCUUCUUGAAUUAUCUCCAAAAAACAGAGCAGACAGACACACAACUCUUGCUACUUUCCAUUGCAGCUGCUGCAGGAUAUCAUGUGAUCAACAAUACUUUUCAGAGUCUCUUGGGGUGUGAUGAGUUAAGCUUCCUACUGGAUGAAAUGCAAACCGCCCAAAAUAAAUACCAGGAGCUUAAGAAUAUUUGCAGCUAUAGGGCUCAGGCAUUCCUGGUUCUCACAGGUCUGACAGCCACAGUUGGAGACACAGCUAUUUCUUCAGAAGAGAAAACACAACGCAUGUCAUUAAUGAGACAUCACAUGGGACAAUCAUUGUCCAAAGAAGUUGCACAUGUCCUCACCAAACCUGGAGCAGAUCACGAUUGGGAAAACCUAGAGAAAGACUUGAGAUUGCUCAUUAAUGGGGAUUAUGAAGAAGUCACCAUCUCUUCUUUGCAAAUGGAAGAGGUGAGCAAGCAAAGUCUCUUCUAUGGAAAGAAACAGCCCCAUGAACCACAUGACAAUGAAAAUAACAAAUGGGAGAUGAUAAAAAAUGGAGCCUUCCUAGACUUACUCCAGCGUCUAGGUCUAGAACAUUACUACCCAAAAAAAUUGAGCAAAGCUAAUUUCCAUCUCAUCUAUAAGACUUCUGUGUAUAACACCCAGCCCAGCUCUGAACAGGAGCUUCCCUUCUAUUUCCUGCAGAAACUACUGAUGAUGGAUUAUGAGCUGAGAUACCUAGUCUUCAAAGAUGAUAGAAACACAGAACACCAAGUACAUCCAAAUGCUUCAGAUCAGGAAGAUGAGGCUUUUGAUCCAUAUGAAAACUUUUUUGAAGACAGUGAUAGUCCCACUAAAUCUUCAUCCACUAAGCCUAGACCCCACAUUCACCCAAUGGAUAUUCAGAUGACAAUUUUUCACUGUGCAGAUAAUUUUGCCAGACAAUAUAUUUUGGCCAAACUUUCCACUUGUCAGUUUGCCCUCCCCCUUUUGGUGCCUAAUCCCUGUACUUCUCAGAUUGAAUUCUCUCUCUGGUCUCUCCGUCAAAUUACAAGAAGUUGGCAGGAAGCAAGGAAAUCACCAAAAGGGAAGAACUAUUAUAAGAAUCAGCAGAUGUGCUGUGUCUCUACCUCAAUUGUGUCCUUCGUAAGAGUUGGAAAUGGCCUCUCUGCUUCUAAAUCUCAGAUUAUGAACUGUCUUCUCAGUAAACAGAAACAUGAUGUGUUUUUUCACCGACACUGCACAGGAAGCAGGAAAGAUUGCCUCUUGAUGGGGGGCGUGGUAGAAAUCUAUUGGUUCUGUCCAGGAGGGGAAGAUGAGGACAGAUUUGACAACUGUGUGACCUUCACCAAUCUUCAUGGAGAUGCAAAAGAACAUGAGCAGCAGCUCAGCUUCCUGAAGGAGGUGUCUACUGUCAUUGUGGUCCUCAUGUCAGCCUCCGAUGACAAUGAAGGAAACCGAAAAAUUGUCCGUAACUUGUGGCAGUCAUCAAGGCCAUUGAUCUGCUUGCUCGAUGACAAAGAAGCAACCAUGACCAAUAUUUCUGGCCAAAGAAUGAGAAUGGGUAUCAAGAAUAGAAAUGAGGCAGAAUUAACAGAGGAACUCACAACUACAAUCAGAUACUUGCUAGAACUCUCAGAUACUGCUCUCAGCUUGGAGGACUGUUCCCAGAUUGCUCACCAGCAAGGAUUUCUUAUUGAUGAAGACCAGAGAGACUGCAAGGAAGCCAAAGAAAAGGCACAGGCUCUAAUGGCCUUCCUGGGGAAAAUGAAAUUAUCUCAGAUUAAGGAAAAAUUACUACCCCUUCAGGGACAACUGUGGCACCACUGGUGUAAGAAGGACAAAGAACUCUAUCAUCUUAGAGAAAAGGGAAAUCAGAGCAUUGAACAACACAAGAGUGAGAUUGAGACAGAUAAACAAAUAAUACGGCAUGAACAGUUGGCCAGAGCCCUUCCUCUCAAUGAUUUAAUGCAAUCUGUCCUUCAGUUUCUCCAAGAGCAUUCAGAAAUUCACACCAAACUGUACUUCUUGCAGUGGCUGAGUGUAUUUUUGGACAAACUGACUGCAGGACACUUGGAAGACCUGCAUGAGAAGCAAAAAUAUUGGUGGUCACUGGUUCAAACAGUAAAGCAAAAGGCACCUAAUAGUAACUCCCUGAUAUGCCUACAAAGUGAGAUAGAAGCCAUUUCCACAGAGAUUAGUGACUGUACUUUGGGAAUUGAGCAACUUCUCAGAGAAGUUGGUCAGAUUUAUGAAGCUCUGGAAGAAGCUUCCUCCAUAAAAAAGAUUUUUUUCUCACUUCCCCAAAUUGCCGCAGACCUGAUGAUAUCUGGUGUUCCCACUGAGCUGAUGGAUGGGGAUGCAGCAUAUGUGCCUCUAACAUGGGUGGCAGCUGUUUUUGACAAGGUCUCUGAGAAACUUGGAGACAAACGGCUAUUUGUUCUUUCUAUCCUUGGCUUGCAGAGCUCAGGGAAAUCCACCCUGCUGAAUGCCCUUUUUGGGCUUCAGUUCACUGUUAGUGCAGGCAGAUGUACCCAAGGGGCCUAUAUGCAGCUCCUCAAGGUGGAGGAGACAUUCACGGAGGAACUUGGCUUUGACUUUGUGCUUGCUGUGGACACAGAAGGACUUCGGGCACCAGAACACAGCAACAAAUCCAAGGAUAGGGACAACGAGUUGGCAACUUUUGUCAUUGGACUUGCAAACUUGACUCUGAUCAAUAUUUUUGGGGAGAAUCCAUCAGAGAUGCAAGAUAUCCUACAAAUAGUUGUCCAAGCCUUUCUGAGAAUGAAACAAGUAAAAAUCUUUCCAAGUUGCCUCUUUGUCCAUCAGAAUGUGGGGGAAGCUACAGCUACGGACCAAACUAUGGAUGGACGAAGACGGCUAGAGCAGAAACUAGAUGAAAUGGCAGCAAUAGCUGCUGAACAAGAACAGUGCUUAGAUGUAACCUGCUUCAGUGAUGUCAUUAGGUUUGAUGUCAAUACUCACGUCUACUACUUUGCUCACCUCUGGGAUGGCAACCCCCCAAUGGCCCCUCCCAAUCCUCGCUACAGCCACAAUGUACAGCAACUGAAAAGUAGAAUUCUUAUGACUGCCACACAGGAAUCCAGGGGAAACAUCAUGAAGAUAUCAGAUGUAAAAUCCCGAGUUCAAGAUUUGUGGAGAGGCCUGAUGAAUGAGAACUUUAUUUUCAGUUUCAGGAACACCCAAGAAGUCAUGGCCAUGAACAAACUGGAAACCAUGUAUAACCACUGGACCUGGGAGCUGAGGAGUCACGUGCUGGGCUUGCAGAACCAGCUGAUCAACCAGAUUCAGAAUGGAAAAAUCCAGACACUUGAAGCAAGCACAUUUGAGGUUCUAGUUACAGAAAAAUAUGAAGUUGUCAAGCAAGAACUUGAAAAAUAUUUUAAUGAAGGCCCAUGUAGCAAAAUACUGAUUCAAUGGAAAGCAAACUUUGAAAAUAAGCUAAUAGUCCUUAAAGAAAAACUUAUUUCAGAUAGCAAAAGACAAGCCAAUGAGCUCAUUAGUUUUAAAAACCAAAGUCAAGAAAGGCUGAAUAAGAAAAAGACAGAUUAUGAAAAAGAAUUAUUGGAAAAAACCCGGAAGUUGACUUUAACUGUAAAGGGCAAAGAAUUGAGUGAGGAAGAGUUACACGAGAAAUUCAAUCAACUUUGGAAAAAGUGGGUGUGUGAUGUAUCCACAACUCUCCCGCAAGUUACAGAGCCUGACAUUGAUUUGGAUUCUGAAAACAUCCUUUGGGAGUAUUUCAAAAACAAGACGAAUGUCGUGGGUCUACUGACAAAUUCUGCAGAGAAGUUUCAAAUCAAUUAUGAUAAACAUAUCAAAGUGAAUAAGAAAUAUAACCAUAUCCCAAUGACAUUAACAGUCUUUGAGAAAGAGUUCAUUAAUAUGACUACUGACUACAUUGUUUCAAGAUUUAAUAAAAUUAUUAACAACAUGUGGAAGCAACAGUGUGGUUACAAUCCAAAUUAUUUCCAUGAGAUUCUAAAGACAAUAGAAGAAGAAGUGAAAUCUGCCUCUACUCAGAAAAGAUACACAUUUACAAAUACAUUUAUCAUUGACUUAUGUGUGUGUUUAUUUCAAAGAGCAAGAGAGAAUUUUAAGGAAAUGCACAGGGCAUUCAAGAGAGCAAAUGAUCCUGUAAACUACCUAGAAAGUAAGAAAGAUGAUUUCUUCACGAGUUUUAAGAUCUCCUGUCAAGGAGCAACCUCCAUCAAAACAUUUGUUGAUGUUCUGUGGUAUAAGCUCACUCCUGCAGUCUCCACUACUAUAUGGGAGGACAUGACCUUUAAAAUUGCGGGGGACAUGCGAGCUACCUGCCCUGCGUUCAAUGGAAACAGGACUAACCUGGAGAAACACAUUCUCUUCUCUCUGGCAGAAGAAGAAAACUUUGAUAAUUACUGGGAAUACCUUCAUAAUUCAAAAUCAUUUUUUAGGAGUUACAUCAAAAAUCACAUUAAAAGAUAUUGUUCAGACAAUGGAGGUGAAAAAAUGAAGACUUUUUUUGAAAAAAGCUUAAUUGAUAUCAAGAAUACCAUCCUCUCUGCCAUCCAUGAAUCCACAUCAGUAGCUAAAGAUAAAAGCAGCACUGCUUCUGAGUGGUUGGAUUUAUUCUGUGAUUGCCUGGGGUGCAACUUGAUCUUUCCACGAAGGGACUUGAUAAGCAUUGAACACCAGGAGAUAAAACAUACUGAAUUUCUUAAAGAAGCCAUGAGUGCAGCUUUGGAUCUCACAAUGAAGAAAAUAGAACAGAAUUAUUCAAGUAAGCCUAUAGAAGCCAUGGUUUCUAAAAUUGAGAAAAUGCUCUCUGAACAUCUCUGUGGCUGCUGGAAACAGUGUCCCAGCUGUGGAGCAAUUUGUACAAACACAAUUCCUACACAUGAAGGAGACCAUAGUGUUCCCUUCCACCGUCCUCAGGCUGUCAAUGGGGAGGAAUGGUAUGAAACAGAUGAUUUUGUCAUUGAUUGCUGUACUAGUUUGGUUGCAAGUGAUUGUUUGUUGGUUUUGAGGGAUGGCAGGAAUUUCCCAUUUAAGAACUAUCGACAAGCAGGAGGGGAUUAUGCCAUGUGGAGCAUCACCCCAGAUACCUCCAUCCAGCUAUACUGGAAAUGGUUUGUCUCUCACUUCAGAUCAAAUCUAGAAGAAAAAUAUCAGAAAAAAUUUGCAGGUAAAGGUAAAAUCCCCAAUGCAUGGGCCAAAAUCACAAAGCAAGACGUGCUUGAAGACUUGAAAAAACAGUAAUACUCAGUGACCACAAAAGAGCCCCAGUGUCUGAAGAAAAGAGGCAGUGUACCUGAACAAUCCAAAAACAACUACUCAUUACAAUUAGAACCUUCAUCAUUUCCAUGUUUAAAAUGAAAUGUGUAAAAAUCAAUCAAUUAACACAUUAAGAGAUGAAAAUUUCCAGUAAAAGGACUUCAUUUCUCUCUGCCUCAAUUCCUCUAGUUUAAAAACAACUUACUAAAAUCUGUUAAUAUAUGAUGAAAUCAAAUAACAUUCAUUUUAGAAACCUAUUUUGUAUUUUAAACUAUUAUUCUAGAUAUUGCUUUUUUAUUUUAAAAUAUUUAAGUAUCAGAGAAAGUCAUUUUAACAGAGAAAAAUCAAAAUCAUUUCAGGCUGCAACAAAUUUCUAUAGAAUAACUGUAUCAGUAUUUCAACCAAUAUACAUGUCUUGACUGAAAGCUAUAAACUGGCUCACUGCAACGUCCACCUCCCGGGUUCAAGUGAUUCUCCUGCCUCAGCCUCCUGAGUAGCUGGAACUACAGGCACACACCAUCACUCCUAAUUUUUUUUGUAUUCUUAGUAGAGACAGGGUUUCACUGUGUUGGCCAGGCUGGUCCUGACCUCAAGUGAUCCACCCAUCUCGGCCUCCCAAAGUGCUGGGAUUACAGGCAUGAGCCACUGAGCCCAGCCAGACUUUUCAAUGUUUAAGUGGAUUUUUUUCACCCUCUAAAGUUUUAAGGAAAAGUUAUUAAUCUUUACAUGUAAAAACAUUCAUGAGUCCCAACCAUAGCAAUAUUUAGGCAUAUUCUGUUCUAGGAAAGAAUAAAGCAGAGACUUGACCAAGAUAGGGAUGUCAUCAAUUCAGGAAACAUUAUCAAGCAAAUAUGGGAAGUAGAAAUCAAAUAACUGUUUUUCUCAGUAACUUUCACCCUGUUCUUCCCUGGUAUGUUGGCAAUUCCCUGCGCAUGCUAAGAAAAAAAAAAAACAGUCACAAAGCUUUGUUAUUCAAAGCUUGGUGUUAUGUACAAGUCUGAGAAUUGGCUUUUGGAAAAAAAUUUAUGAUGACCAAAUAAAAUGUACCAUUUUAAUGAA